AUGGAUGAUGAAUGUCGUACGAAGUUAACUCAUGCCGCUUCAUGGAAUGAAUCGGUUUACAAAGAUGAUGUUGAUUAUUUCCUCUGUAGUGCUUGUAAAAUAAUUAUAAACGAUGAAUUUUAUUUACGUGUGGGUUCAAAAAUUUAUCACGAAUCCUGCUUACAAUGUGCCAUUUGUCAUAUAGCACUGGAUGAAAAAUCAACAUGCUUUUUAAGAGGUGUACACAUUUUAUGCCAACAAGAUUAUUAUAAAUAUAUUAUUAAUAAAUGUUCGAAAUGUAAUCGUUUUAUUUAUCCACACGAUUGGGUUCGACGUGCAUGUGAACAUACUUAUCAUUUAACUUGUUUUGCAUGUUAUAAAUGUGGACGACAGUUAUCUACAGGCGAAGAAUAUGCUUGGGAAAAUAAUAGUAUUCUAUGUAAAAUCCAUGUUAUUGAAGGCAGUAAAGAAAAAUAUGAUGCUAAUAAACAAAGUGAAACGAAACGAAUUCGUACAGCCUUUUCACUAGAACAAUUAAAAAUUUUGCAAGAUAAUUUUAAAGUUGAUCCGAAUCCAGAUGGACAAGAUUUGAGAUGGAUUGCACAAUUUACAGGAUUAAGCAAACGAGUGACUCAAAUAUGGUUUCAAAAUACUCGGGCACGACAGAAGAAGGUAAAAAGUCAAAGAGCUCAACAGAUAAUAAAAAAUUAUAAACGGAAUAAAUACAAGAUAAAUAACAGAGCCAAAGAAAUAUCUCAAGAUCCAAAACUCGUUGAUCUUGUCUGGAAAAUUGCUAAAAGAUCAGUCAACCUAUCUUCAAUUUUGAUUGCUGCUGCAGGACUUAUUACAAAAUGGUUAUUAAUACAACCAAUACAUAAUGAACUUGUUUAUAAAUAUCGAACGAAUCAAUCACUUUAUUUUGUACCAUAUGCAUUCUUAUCACUUCUUUUAUAUCAAGUUGUCAUUCAACUAUGUGCAAAAGUCUUCCCUCAACUAACAGCAAUUGAAGAUAGUUUUCAAUUAUUAGCUGAUUUAUUUUCAUCGAUGUUUUUUCCUCAACCUGAAAAUAAUGAUGGUGAAAGUGUAAGUCCUAGUACAUCAAAUUUUCCAGUACCGCACUUAAUCGGACCUUAUACAGCUGCUGUAUUUCUGACAUUAACUUUAAUAGUUAUACAAUCAUUAAUCUUACUUGCUAAUGUUCGUCGAAAUUCAAUUCAGUCAUAUCGUGGCGAUGAUACUGAAAUACCAAGACGACACAGAUCAGAAUAUGUUUCAUAUGCAGUGAGAAAUUUUCAUUUUGCUGCACAUUUUAUUGGUUAUUUUAUUUGGGGUUUUAUUCUUAUAGCAGUAUUUUCAUUGAUAAUAUGUAUUGCUCUUGAUGGAUUUAUUACAUAUGAAAGCGUUCCACUGGUUGACAAGACAUUAAAACUUACUAUGCCAAGUCUUCUAUUUAUAUUUUUUAAAGUAUAUAUUAAUAAAAUACUUGCACAACAUGCACUUUUACAACAUCAUGGCGAAGUUCUUUCAUUAAACAAUUGUCCUUUGCUCACGAUAAUUAUCUAUUUUAAUUUUUUUCUGGAUGCUGUUCUCGGUUUUAUUUUUUCAGUAAUGCGUUUGAUUCAAACAUAUCUUAAUCAAUUAAAUAUGAAUGAAAUUCGAUAUAUAAAUGAUGAUGAUCAAGAUAGUUCAAAACGAAGACUAUCUGUCUAUACACGUCGAAUGCCUAUUGCCUUAUCAUCUAUUGUUUCAGAUGAUUAUAUGAAAUCUUUUGAGAUGUAUCAAUUUUGA
This is a messenger RNA of Rotaria socialis, 1767 nucleotides long. The record is from the annotation of a GenBank genome assembly. NCBI's taxonomy places the organism in Eukaryota, Metazoa, Rotifera, Eurotatoria, Philodinida, Philodinidae.